Messenger RNA from Nanorana parkeri, 1696 nucleotides. Its product is annotated as angiopoietin-2-like. Gene Ontology annotation, biological process: Tie signaling pathway. The transcript is spliced from 10 exons. Gene Ontology annotation, molecular function: receptor tyrosine kinase binding. The record is from RefSeq and is a predicted model, not a curated record. The coding region runs from base 6 to 1517 and encodes 503 amino acids. NCBI's taxonomy places the organism in Eukaryota, Metazoa, Chordata, Amphibia, Anura, Dicroglossidae.
UGGCAAUGAACAUGGUUCUGGGGUUGAUUACACACUGCCUUUUGUUGACCUUGGUAAACCCAGUGGUGGGGUCUCACCUGAAAGGGAUGGAAAUCAAUGACAAACGUCACCACAAAAUCCAGCAUGGACACUGCAGCUACACCUUUCUUUUGCCUGAGAUAGAAAACUGUUAUCCACCCCCAGCUGACUACCAGGUAUCCAAUUCAUUACAGAGGGAUGCGCCUGCACAGGCUGACCUCCACUGGCCCAGCAAGAGGAUAGAGGAGCUAGAGAGCAUCAUGGAGAACAAUACACAGUGGCUUCACAAGCUAGAAAGUUAUAUUCACAACAAUAUCAGAGAUGAGGUAACAGACUCUGAGCGAUCAACUGUGCAGAACCAAACAAUCAACAUGCUGGAAAUCGGAACAAACCUACUAGCUCAAACUGCUGAGCAAACACGCAAGCUGACCGAUGUAGAAACUCAGGUUAUGAACCAAACAAACAGACUGGAAAUCCAGCUGCUGGAAAAUUCUUUAUCAACAAACAGGCUGGAGAAGGAACUUCUGCAACAAAGCCAAGAGAUUAACAUGCUGCGUGAAAAGAACAGUUUUCUGGAAAACAGAGUCUUGCAGAUGGAGGAGAAGCACCGAGAGGAAAUAGAUGUGCUGAAAUCUGAGAAACUUCAUGUAGAAGAUGUACUUUCCAAGCAGAGUGGCCUCAUCGGGGAACUGGAGCAGCAGCUCAAUGAUGCAGUGCAUAACAACACCAUCUUACAACGACAGCAGGCACAACUCAUGGAGACUGUGGGCCAGCUAGCCAGCCUGGUAACCCCUUCAGAGCCCACUAUAGACAAUAUUCCAAUCAUACCAAAGGAAGAACAAAUGUCUUUCCGAGACUGUGCAGAUGCAUAUAAAUCUGGACUAACAUCCAGUGGAAUCUACAUGUUACGCUUUUCCAAUUCUACAGACACAGUAAAAGCAUUGUGUGAUAUGGAUACUAGUGGAGGAGGCUGGACUGUUAUCCAACACCGCAAGGAUGGAUCUGUAAAUUUCCACCGAACCUGGAAAGAAUACAGAGAAGGUUUUGGUACCCCUUCUGGAGAGUAUUGGCUAGGCAAUGAAUUUGUCCACCAGUUGACGUCUCAAGGCUCAAACAACCUGAGAAUCCAGCUAAGAGACUGGGAUGGAAAUGAAGCCUAUUCAUUAUACGAUACCUUUUCUCUUGGAAAUGAAGAACUUAACUACAGGUUGAAUUUAAGAGGAUAUAGUGGAACAGCAGGAAGGACAAGCAGUUUUAGCCCCGCAGGCACUAACUUCAGCACCAAGGAUGUAGAUAAUGACAGAUGCAGCUGCAAAUGUGCACAGAUUGCUACAGGAGGUUGGUGGUUCGACGCCUGUGGCCCUUCAAACCUCAAUGGCAUUUAUUAUCCAAGUGGAUCUGGUACUGCUAAGUACAAUGGAAUCAAGUGGCAUUAUUGGAAAGGCCCCAGCCAUGGACUGAAGUCUGUCACCAUGAUGAUCCGUUCUACUGACUUUUGAACCAAUAUGCACAUUGACUUCCAAAGUCACACUAUGCUCUUUUUGCUUUUUCUCAAUUAGAAACAAGAAAUGAUCUGCGUUUGAGCUGACAUUUUAGAAUAUGCUGUCCAUACUGUUUGUGCUCUUUGGGCAGUGAUGGUUUAUUAUUGUUACAGUAAGGAAACAUGGCUUUAACUAUG